Messenger RNA from Mercenaria mercenaria, 1328 nucleotides. RefSeq lists its product as uncharacterized. The record is from RefSeq and is a predicted model, not a curated record. NCBI's taxonomy places the organism in Eukaryota, Metazoa, Mollusca, Bivalvia, Venerida, Veneridae. The coding region runs from base 118 to 1266 and encodes 382 amino acids. The transcript is spliced from 11 exons. Gene Ontology annotation, molecular function: protein binding.
CUUACACCAGUGACCUCAAAGAUUUUAGUAUGGACGAAAUAUCCAAACGUCUUAUCAGUAGAUUGUGUUAAUAUUGUCGCAGACAUUUUAUUUUGAUAACAACUUUUGGUCAGCAAUAUGUUAGCCAUCAUCAUUGCUAGUGCCGCAUUAGGACUAGUGGCUGGUCAAGCAAAUGAAGUUGCCUUCUCAGCUGGCCUGACGCAUAACGAAGCUCUACCGAACGCAAAAAUCGUAGUGUACGACAGGAUCUAUACAAACAUAGGCGGUGCCUACGAUUCAACAUCUGGUAACUUUACCUGCCCCACUGCUGGCUACUACGUUUUUGAGUUUCAUACUUUAUCUGAACAAGGCGAGUCCUCAUGGCUAGAACUGUACCACAAUGACAAGUAUAUUCAAUCAAUUUAUGGACACACAUCUAAUGACUACGCCAGUGGAGGAAACGCAGUUGUUCUUCUCCUAGCAGUAGGAGAUAAGGUAUAUAUUAAAUCUGUAGACGGUUCGUACGGGGCUAAUACCGUUUUGUAUGGACAGACUGACGAGGUUUAUUCAACUUUCAGCGGCUACCUUGUUCAUGCAACUGAGGUAAAACAGUCGGUAUUUAUAUCAUUGGCAGAGCACGGGACUUGUAAUCUCGAGGUUGCGGUGGGUCAAGUGCCUUGCCCAUCUGUUCCUAGAGUCAAUGGACGAUUCUACGAGAACUCGUUACUGAGGAAAGUGAAAACGUUUUAUAAUAAGAAACGUCCAAGCAAAGAAUGGUCAGGAGUUCAUCAUAUACACGACAACGCCUCCACUCACAACAAUAUGUUAGUCAUCCUCUUUGCUAGUGCCGCAUUAGGACUAGUGGCUGGUCAAGCCAAUGAAGUUGCCUUCUCAGUUGGCCUGACGUAUAUCCAAGCUCUGCCGAACGCAGCAAACGUAGUGUAUGACAGAAUCUAUACAAACAUAGGUGCUGCCUAUAAUUCAACAUCUGGUACCUUUACAUGCCCUACAGCUGGUUACUACGUUUUUGAGUUUCAUACUUUAUCUGAACAAGACAAGUCCUCAUGGCUAGAACUAUACCACAACAACAAAUAUAUCCAAUCAAUUUAUGGACACACAUCAAAUGACUACGCCAGUGGAGGAAACGCAGUGGUUCUUCUCCUAGCAGUAGGAGAUAAGGUAUAUAUUAAAUCUGUAGACGGCUCGUACGGGUACGAUACCGUUCUGUAUGGAGCGGCUGACGAGAUUUAUUCAACUUUCAGUGGCUACCUUGUUCAUGCAACUUAAAAACAAAUGUAUUUGUGUACAGAUUAUAAAAAGUAUAUAUAAAAUAAAAUCUAAUACAUACA